CGUCGCUCGCGCUCCGCUCCGCUCCGCUCACUGCUGGACUCCCAUUGAAGAAAGUGGAGGAAAAACGGCCGCGUUGCCCGUUGAAACUCACGGAGAAGCCGCGUCCAAUCUGUCGGAUACACGUCGGAAAGAGACGGGGGAAGAUUUAAAACCCGAGCCGGGCAGCGGACACGAGCGAUACGGCUUUAUUUUGAGCGAAUUAGCGUAACGGGACCGAGGUGUGUGUGUGUAUCUAUCUGUGUGUGUGUGUGUGUGUGUGUGUUUUCGGUUGGGAAGGCAGAGCCAGUCACAGGUUGCUAGCGGAGUUAGCUCGCCAAGUUAGCUCCGCAGCCGCUGUUUUUUCCUGAAGUCACGGACCAGCCGGAACUAAAAGCAGCUAAAAAAAAUCAGUGCCAGACAUUUUCCAGGCUGUGUGCCGCAUGAUUCAGCCAUGAUGAUGUGUUUUUUCGGACGUCUAUCAAGUUGGCCGGCUGGUAGCAUCGGCUGACUAAGCUGAACGUUAGUUGGAGCCAGGUUUGGGUGAGAGACUAUCCGCUUGAACUGACUUUCUCUCUCUCUCUCCCUCUCUGUCCGACCUGGAUUUUACUUGUGCUUUUUUAAAAACUGUUUUCCCUCUCCGCCGCUGUUUUGGACUGGACUUUGCCCUCCGGGUGUUGUAACUCGGCCCCCCUCUCAAAGAGCCUGUGCUGAUUCUUGUGCCGGAGUAUUUCAUAACUUGGUUGGGAGACUUUUUCAACUGUUUUGUGUGUUGGGAAGCUUUUUUUUUCCGGAGCCUGUGGAAAAAUGGAUGCGGGUAUAGAGAAGGAAUGCAGCGCCUUGGGAGGGCUCUUCCAGCUCAUCAUGAACGACAUGAAGGCCAGUUAUCCUGCAUGGGAGGAUUUUGUAACCAAAGCAGCCAAACUACAAUCACAGCUCAGGACGACCAUCUUGGUGACCGGAGCCUUCCUGGACGCCUUCCAGAAGGUGGCUGACAUGGCCACUGGGACCAGAGGAGCAACCAAGGAGAUCGGCUCAGCGCUGACCAGGAUGUGUAUGAGGCACCGCAGCAUUGAGUCCAAACUCAAACUGUUCACCACAGCGCUGUCAGACAAUCUCAUCACUCCGCUGGAGCUGAAGAUGGAGGAGUGGAAGAAAGUAGCGAGCCAGCUGGACAAAGACCACGCUAAAGAGUAUAAGAAGGCGAGAGCAGACAUCAAGAAGAAAUCUUCAGACACCAUCAAACUACAGAAGAAAGUGAAGAAAGGGAAGGACGAGGCGCGCGGCCAGCUGGACAGCGCGCUGCAGGACGUCAAUGUGCGUUACGUCGUCCUGGAGGAGACAGAGAAGAGAGCGGUGUGCCGAGCGCUGGUCGAAGAACGAGGACGCUACUGCAGCUUUGUCAGCAUGCUCAAACCUGUCCUGGACCAUGAGAUCAGCAUGCUGGGUGAGGUGACCCACCUGCAGACCAUUCUAGAAGACCUGACCAACCUGACAGCUGACCCCACAAAACUCCCACCAGCUAGUGAACAGGUGAUUUUGGACCUGAAGGGUUCUGAUUUCAGCUACACCUACCAGACACCUCCAGCUUCUCCCAGUAACACUCUGUCCAGGAAGAGCAGCAUCAGCAGUAACUACCAGUCUGGAUCAGUGAGACAUGUUCCCUCCCUGGACUCCAUCAGCUGUGCUGUGGAUGGAAUACACAUCCAGGAUGCAGUCGGCUCCACCAAUCAGCUGGCUCCUUGGUCCGGUCCCGGGGGCGGCGGCGGGGCAGAGAACGGCUCAUUGGCCCCCCCACACAACGCAUACACACACCAUGGAGAGAGAGCCCGUGCCAUGUCGGCAUCAGGGAAGUCUUGUUCGGCCAGGGAUCAGUUGGCCUUGACUUUGGGUGCGUUGAAUUCGGACGCCCCGAGGAGCAGCCGGGACUCUCUGCACUGUUCCAGUGGCUACAGCACUCAGACCACGACCCCGUCCUGCUCUGAGGACACCAUACACACACACACUGUAAAGCGAGAGCCUCCACUCUAUGUCGACUAUGAGUCCAUCUCUCUCCAUGGCGGCGAUGCUGACUCCAUCUCCCUGCACCACCUUUCCCAUCUCCACGGCAACAGCCAGUCGGACUUUGACAAGUCGUCGACCAUCCCGAGGAACUCUGACCUGAGCUUCCAGUGCAGGAAGCUGCUGCAGUCCAAACGGCCCGCCUCCACCGUCAGCCUGCUGGCCGAGCCCGAGCUCAGCGCCGGCUCCCUGCACCAGUCGCAGUCCCACACCGCCACCAUCAGGCGCAAGCCGUCCUCCAAACCGGCCUAUCGGAGGGGGACGAUCAGCGGGGGGGUUCCCAUCCCCAUUUGCACCCCACAGGUUCCCCUGAAGGCACUGGGAGGCCCCGGCGGCAGCGAGGAGAACGUCUUUGUGCCUCCUGCAGGAGGAGCUCCAGCAACAGGAGGGUUAGGUUACAGUAAACUCUGUACCUCCACGCAGAGCCUCAGCGCCUUGCCGCCCUCCUCCUCCUCCACCUCCCCCUACUACCAGCUGGUCCCGGGGCAGAUGCCCAUCCCAGUGCCUGUGCCCACUGUGCCCACUCUGCCAGCAGAGGGCAGUGUCGCUAAACUGCACCAACCACAGAGACCCUUCCAGCAACAGCAACUUCACCAACAGCAGCAACUUCACCAACAGUUGAAUCACCACCAACAGCAAAUCCAGCAUCACCAGUCCACCCAACAGCUUCAGCAGCACUACCAGCAGCCGCUCCAGCAGCAGCAGCAGCUUCAGGUCCAGCAGCAGCAGCAGCAGCUUCAGGUCCAGCAGCAGCAGCAGCUUCAGGUCCAGCAGCAGCAGCUUCAGGUCCAGCAGCAGCAGCGGUCCUUACCCCAGUCGUUGCCUCAGCAGCAGCAUUACCAGCAACUGAAUCAGCAGCAGCAACUGUUUAAUCAUCAUCAGCACCAGCAGCAGCUCCAGGCGCAGCAGCAGAGCUCCGCUGCCCAGCCACAGGCCUCUGACCCCCUGCCCGGUGCUCAGCAGCCCCAGGCUCCUCUGACGUCCCGGGACCAGGAGCCGAGCCCAGCAGAAGCAUCCGGAGGAGGAGGAGGAGCAGACAUGCGGAUGCUCCUCAGAGGAGUGAAGCUCCGAAGGACCGUUACCAACGAUCGCUCCGCCCCCAUGUUGCCCCCUCCAACCAAUCAUAAAUGAGGAAUCAGAGAUUUUGGCGGUCGUUUUGCUUCCCUGCUGUCGAAGCAUCAGCACCGAUGUUGGCCACAUGGACAGAUCCAGAGGCAUGUGAAAAGUGAAACACACACACACGUGUGUAAUUGUUCACGCACAUUCACAAAGACUAAAACAGGCUGCAUCUGCAUCCGUCUGACGCUGGAACUCAAAGUGUGUUUUCUGUUAUUUUCCAAAGUUCUGCUUCCUUUUAGGCUGUUUUCUGUUUUUCUAUUUUUUUUCUUUUGCCUUUGUGGGUUCUUGUUUGCAUUUUGAUUGUUGAUAAAGUUUUUUGUUUGACUUUGAGUCUUACCCAAUCAGAAUGUCCCGUAGCACUGUGUCAACUUGUUGAUUGGUGGUUUGAGUAGACAGCUGAUCAUGAUGUGGCCUGUUAAAUAGCUCGACGUGGACCAAUGAGCAUCCUAGAUCCUCUCUGGCGCUGCGGCCAGUCUGAGGGGCGUUGAUCUGGACUUUUCAUUUAUCAGUGAGUCCAGCAGCGCCGCAGUAUUACAUGGCUGAGUCGUGCUCGUGGAAGUAAACUCUAUAGUGCUUAAAGAAUUAGUCAAUUAAUCUGUCAACAGAAAAUUAAUUGAUUAUAAUUUUGAUAAUCGUUAAAUUGUCUUAGUGAUUGAUCCAAUAAAAACACCAACCAUCGUCUGAUUCCAGCUUCACUAAGAUGCUAAGAUUGUCUUCCCUUUCUCUGUUCAUAUCAUUCUAAAAUUAAUACUUUAGUUUUUUUUGGCUGCUGGUCAGACUAAGGAAGACAAUUGAUCGCUGUGGACUCUGAUCACUUCCCAUCAGGCUUUGUCUUUAUUUUUCACACGUUAUGCACUAAAUGAGUGGUCGAUUAAAUUAAAAAACUCGAUAGAUCAAUCAGCAAUAAAGACAAUGAUUAGCUGCAGCUCUAGUGAUCUGCCCCGUGUGGCUGUGCAGCGCUCAGUGAGAUCGCCCUGGAACAGCAGGGCUCGGGUUCGAUACGAUUCACUGAUCGGAGUAGAAAACCCUGGGAGGUGAGGUGUCUCAGCCACACCCUCCCAGGCGGGACAGGGAUUCGAACCGGCGACGCGUCACAAGCCGGCUAGCCGCUGUGGAAAAGGAUUUCAGAUGUUGUUGGUGUCUGUUUUUUACAGUGUAAAUAUCUAGUUAGUUACAUGAGGAAUGUCAGGAAGAGGACGGAGGGGUGUUUGUCUGUGUGUGUGUGUGUGUGUGUGUGUGUGUGUGUGUGUGGGCAGCUUUCAGAGGCGACGGCGUCCUGACGCUGCAGGAGACGGGGAUCAGCAGUUGGGACCAAAUAAAGGUUGAUGACAUAGCGGGCUAUGAGCAACAAACUCCUGAUCUGAUGUUGGUCUCAGCGGCUUCUGUUAUGGAACUAAAUUAAACUAAACAGGUGUUUUUACUUUGGAUCACAGCAUCAGUGUGAAGAUGUGAAGUUUGUGUCUGUCUGUGCUCCUCAUCGCCCCUUUAACCAGACAGAUCACACAUGUUCUGCCAGUUUAGACGAAAGUUUUAGUUUUUUUUGACACCCGUUGAAGUCGCCGCUGCUCCAACAUGGCGGCGUGUGUGUCGUGAAACUCCUCAGACGAGCAGCAGCAGAACGCCUCCUGGGUUUUAAAGGUCCCGCAUCCCGCAGGAUUUCAAAUUUUACUCUCUUAUUUUUACUUUUUCUUAAAAUGAUAUGUUGAACCUUCAGACUGGCGAUGCAGGAUCAGGCUGCGUUUUUAAAAACAUUUAUAUCCAGUGAAACUGAAACUAAAACUGUCAGCGCUCUGAAGGCGGGGAGGCGGAGUCUGCCGGGUUUUCACAUCGGCCAUCGUGUCAAUCAAAAUUACGAUAUUGAUCACUGAACAAAUUUGGCUCUGAUAAUCGUCUUGGACCGAUCAAUUUUUUUGUAUUUCUGCAGAUUAUGGUGGACUGGAUCUACAAAACUCACGAAGAAGAAUCUGGACAACGUGAUGCCUUUAAAGGGUCAAAGGUCAUGACUCCGCUGCUGUGUUUCCUCUGAACGCUGCCUGCACGCUGUGUGUGUGUGUGUGUGUGUGUGUGUGUGUGUGAGUGACACCUGUACACACCAGGUGCAUGCUGGGAGAUGCAGCUCAGUUGAUUCAAGUGUUUAUAGAGAAGAAAACGAGGCCUUUGCUUCUAUCAGUCUUAGAGUUUAUUUUGAUUGAUUGAUUGAUUGAUUGAUUGGCUCCAUCAAUCAAUCAACUGAUCAGCCCACCGCUGUCCUGUGUGCGUGUGUGUGUGUGUGUGUAUUAGUGCUACUAUUUCCUGGGAGAGAUCUAUAUAUAUAUGUAUGUAUAUCUAUAUAUAUCUCAGCUGUAUUUUUGUUGAUUAUUGAUUAUUGAUCAGACGAUGUAAACAGAUCCUCGGUCAUCAUAUUUUUGUACAGAAGAUAAAAGUUUGGGACUGAUGCGGGAUCAGCUGAGGAGGCGAGCGGAGGACAGACGGACAGACGACGACCACGUCACCGAACAGAAUGUAGAAACCUUUCUUCUUCACCUUUAACGUUCAUUUUGGGAUCAAUAAUAAGAAUUGAUGAUUGA
Myripristis murdjan (pinecone soldierfish) is the source of this 5723-nucleotide messenger RNA. It is a transcript of the gene mtss1, whose product is annotated as MTSS I-BAR domain containing 1. The coding region runs from base 784 to 3168 and encodes 794 amino acids. Gene Ontology annotation, molecular function: phospholipid binding; actin binding. The record is from RefSeq and is a predicted model, not a curated record. Gene Ontology annotation, cellular component: cytoplasmic side of plasma membrane; actin cytoskeleton. Lineage: Eukaryota; Metazoa; Chordata; Actinopteri; Holocentriformes; Holocentridae. Gene Ontology annotation, biological process: plasma membrane organization; cell projection assembly. The transcript has 14 exons.